CUCAUAAUUACGACACCUUCUCUCACCUCACCUCACCUCAAUUCUCCCACAGCACCAUAUCCGCAAUGUCCCAGGCCAAGGCCCCGCGCGAGUUCAAGUUCGUAGGCGCUUACAGCCGGAAACGUCGCCGCAGAAAUGGCAUCGAUCCCAAUGGCCCUCCCCGGAACUGCACUGCUGGUGCUACCACGCAUCCGCCAGCGUCAACACCGGCGAGGACAUCGACCUCGAGUCCCAGGACCGUCCAGGGAAAGGAGAGCGUUGGAGAGAAGCCGGCAAACAGUGCGCCGCCUCCGUCAACAAAACCGCCAGAACCUCAAUCAGGCCCAGUCGAAACUCCUUUGCUUUCCGACGAAGCAGUCAACCUAAUCGAGAGCGAGAUGCUUCUGAACCCACCGACCGAGACCAUCAGCCAGGACAGCAAUAUUGACUGGUCACAUUCGAAUUUGAUGAACCCAUUUCUCGACCCGGGGCCGUCAUUCAUGGCUCCAUUCGAUCAUCUCCCCAUUUACUUCGGACCCGAUGUUCCUCUUGUGCACUUGGACGAAAACUCGUCUACCGAUAACUCGCCUCAGAAUAACGUCGAUGGAUCUACCCUGCAAACCGACGGCGACGGCGACGGCGUAAGAAUAGAAUCUGCGACAACCACAGACCCUUCCACGAUCGACGAGAUUGUCCUACCAUCACUCAACUCCCAGGAAGCACCAUGCAACAUCAGCCUCACGAUCACCCAGCUGCUAACCCGAUAUGACCAGGAGUUCUGUGUCAUGCCACUAACCCACGACUUCGACGCAAACCCGUUUCGCUUCGAUGCCGAGACAGGAAGAGGCUCUCAACUUCUCCUCCACUGCAUCCUGGCGCUUUCCUACAAACACAUCAAUCGAGAUACAGGUUCUUGUGCCGACGAGGCCAAAUCACAUAAGAAGAAGGCGCUUCAGAUGCUGAGGGAUAUGGAGGGCGCAUCACAAGCUUCGCCGCUUGAGGCUUCCUUCUUGGAUGCUGUCUUGAUUCUGAUGACAUUAGACUGCGCUACAUCGGCCCAUGGACCAUGGGUCUGGUAUCUGAAGAGGGCACACAAGAUGAUUCAAGCGACCGAAUCUCUCAACAUCAAGAAGACCCCACGGAUGCAAGCGCGCAUCGAAAUGCUCGUCUGGUGGGACGUCACUCUCGCUCUUACACGCCGUCAAGGCUGCGUUCUCUCCGAAUCCACCAUCAUCAGCCUCUUCAACCACGACGAAGACAACAAGACCUUCUACAGCGUCUCCGGCUGCCCAGAAGCGCUCUUCCGACAGAUGAUCCGCCUCGGAUCGUACGCAUGGGAAUGUGAACUAGUUGCAAACAUGACAUGUGCGAAAUUCGACAUGGGCCCGGUCCUCGAGGUAGAAAGCAAAAUCAGGGAGUGGACUGAUCCAGACUACGGCAAUCUCCACCACCAAUACCUCUCCGACACAGCACCGGGCUGUGACCUGGGCGACGUGGCACACUACAAGGAAGAUUUGCACCACUGCGCCGAAGCUUGGCGAUACGGCCUGCUCAUCUACAUCGCGCGCGUCUUCAGGUGGCAGCGCGACCAGCCCGCACCGCCAGUGUUGGGCUUCCUGGCGCGCAAGACGCUCAACCACGUAUCGUCGUGCAGAUAUACCUCGAUGUUGCAGAAGCAGCUGCUUCUCCCCGUGUUUCUGGCAGGGUGCGAGACGUCGGAUGAGCACCUCCGCCAGACGGCGAGGACAUACUGUAGUUGGUGGAACGAGCGCACUCGCUAUGACAUGUUUCUGACAGCCAAUGCUCUGCUGGAGGAGGUAUGGUCGAAUGAUAGCCCGAAUGCUUGGUGGGGAUCUACCAUUGACCAGAAGAGCCGGUCGAAUGUCGGGUCGGGGGAUGCGAGGCAGUAUUUGUUCGGAUAGGGAAUCGGUCGAGGAAUUUUCGAGUCGAUAGUCUAGUGAAACUGGUAUUUAUGACAUCGAUUCGGCGUUGGCGUUGGAUGAAGUCGUAAAAACUCCAUAUUUUCGAUGAACUUGAGCUUGUUGAGCAUCUCCUGUUCCGUCGCUGUGGGAAGACGCACCUGUUAAAGCCAUCGAUCAAGCUAC
Messenger RNA from Ilyonectria robusta, 2084 nucleotides. Its product is annotated as fungal-specific transcription factor domain-containing protein. The record is from RefSeq and is a predicted model, not a curated record. Gene Ontology annotation, cellular component: nucleus. Gene Ontology annotation, biological process: positive regulation of transcription by RNA polymerase II. Bases 66 to 1901 code for a protein of 611 amino acids. The transcript has 4 exons. NCBI's taxonomy places the organism in Eukaryota, Fungi, Ascomycota, Sordariomycetes, Hypocreales, Nectriaceae. Gene Ontology annotation, molecular function: transcription cis-regulatory region binding; DNA-binding transcription factor activity.